CCCCCGCCAGACCGCGAGCCCGCGCCACCCACCCUCCGCAUUCAUGCUGGACUCCCGGGCCGAGCCCGCCUUCUCCUCUCCUGGGGCCCCUGGUUCAGAGGCGGGAGAGGCGGGAGGACUUGGCUCGUCCUCUCCGAAAGAAAUGGGACUAAAGCCCUCUGAUGGGCCUUGGGACGGGACUCGAGGGGGCUUGGAAGGAAUUGCUUAAGGGAUUUGGGGGUCAAGGGUUGUUGCCCCGGGAGGAGCAGCCGAAGAAGCCGUCUGCCGCUGGGGCUCGGCGUCUGGAGAAGGGCCGGGGCGUAUCUUGGCUCGAGCGAGACUGAUGAUAAGCCCUCCUCGCCAAAGUGUUUGCCUGGCCCAAUGGAAAGCUCCAGGCAGGGAACGGGCAACAUGUUUUAGAGAAAGCAACUAGUGAGAUGAAUACUGCUGAGGACUGGGGCCUCAUCUUGGAUAUUUGUGAUAAGGUGGGCCAAUCUCGCACUGGACCUAAAGACUGUCUUCGUUCUAUUAUGAGAAGAGUGAACCAUAAAGACCCCCAUGUUGCUAUGCAAGCUUUAACUCUUCUAGGAGCAUGUGUAUCAAACUGUGGCAAAAUUUUUCACUUAGAAGUAUGUUCAAGAGAUUUUGCUAGUGAAGUAAGCAACGUAUUAAAUAAGGGUCAUCCUAAAGUAUGUGAAAAGUUAAAGGCUCUUAUGGUUGAAUGGACGGAUGAAUUUAAGAAUGAUCCACAGCUUAGUCUGAUCUCAGCGAUGAUUAAGAACCUUAAGGAACAAGGUGUUACAUUCCCAGCCAUUGGCUCUCAGGCUGCAGAACAAGCGAAAGCAAGCCCAGCUCUGGUAGCCAAAGACCCUGGCACUGUGGCUAACAAAAAGGAAGAGGAAGAUUUAGCGAAAGCUAUUGAGUUGUCUCUCAAGGAGCAAAGACAACAGUCAACUGCCCUGUCCACUUUAUAUCCAAGCACGUCUAAUCUCUUAACUAACCACCAACAUGAAGGUAGAAAAGUUCGUGCUAUAUAUGACUUUGAAGCUGCUGAGGAUAAUGAACUGACUUUUAAAGCUGGAGAAGUUAUUACAGUUCUUGAUGACAGUGAUCCCAACUGGUGGAAAGGUGAAACCCAUCAAGGAAUAGGGCUUUUUCCUUCUAAUUUUGUGACUGCAGAUCUCACUGCUGAACCAGAAAUGAUUAAAACAGAGAAGAAGACAGUACAGUUCAGUGAUGAUGUUCAGAUAGAGACAAUAGAGCCAGAACCAGAACCAGCCUUUAUUGAUGAGGAUAAAAUGGACCAGUUGUUACAGAUGUUGCAAAGUACAGAUCCCAGUGAUAAUCAGCCAGACUUGCCAGAGCUACUUCAUCUCGAAGCGAUGUGUCACCAGAUGGGACCUCUCAUUGAUGAAAAGCUGGAAGAUAUUGAUAGAAAACAUUCAGAACUCUCAGAACUAAAUGUGAAGGUGAUGGAAGCUCUUUCACUGUAUACGAAGUUAAUGAAUGAAGAUCCAAUGUAUUCUAUGUAUGCAAAAUUACAGAAUCAGCAGUAUUAUAUGCAGUCAUCUGGUGUUUCUGGUUCCCAGGUAUAUGCAGGACCUGCUCAAAGUGGUACCUACCUGGUUACAGGGAAUGCACAGAUGAGCCAUCUCCAGAGCUACAGUCUGCCCCCAGAGCAGCUUUCUUCCAUCAGCCAAGGAGCAGUUCCACCCUCUGCAAACUCUGCUCUUCCUAGUCAGCAGACCCAGGCUUCUUACCCAAAUGCAAUGGUUAGUUCUGUUCAAGGAAACUCGUAUCCCAGUCAGGCUUCAAUAUAUAGUCCUGCUGCUGCUGCUGCCGCUGCCGCUGCCGUACCUGUACCUGUACCUAUACCUGCUGCUGUAUCUGUACCUGCUGAUGUCACCAUAUACCAGAACGCAGGACCUAAUAUGUCCCAGGUGCCAAACUAUACUUUAACAUCAUCAACCCUGCCUCAAGCAGGAGGCAGCCAACAACCACCUCAGCCACAGCAAGCAUAUUCUCAGAAGGCUCUCCUAUAGGACUUGAUGUUCCUCUGGGUGGCAUGUUUCUGCUGAAUGCCAUUGACAAUGUUAGGAGAUUCGUUAACAUCCUAAGAUUUGUUUUUCCUCAGCUUAUAGGAAUCUGUCUUGGUCAACAAGUUCAAAUACUCAAGAGGGUAGAACUAUCUUCAAUUUGCACUGACUUUUUAGAGGUCUACCCCUACCCCAGAAGAAUGAAACUACUUACAACAUUAUUUCCUUUCAUAAUAUGAAGAAUUGUUACAAGAUUAUUGUCUUGUAAAAUUACCUGGUCUGCAACACUCAAAAGUUCAAAAACUGCUAUGGCAAAUGUUAUGUACAUAUAUUGACAUGUAACUUCAUCAGUGACCAUUUCAAUUACAAUGGUGAUCAUGUGAAUAUAUUUAACACUGUGCUAAAUUAAUUUACAUUGCUGUUUUAUUUUAAUCAUGAACAACUACCAUGUUUGCUAAUGUUUUGUGUAAAUUUAAGAUAAGUACACUAUCUUUUUAAGCUGCAAGAGAACCAAGUUGUAGCACAUUGACCUGAAGGCAUUGUCUUGUUGUAGUGUCACAUGAACUCGAACCUUUCUUUUACUAAUUGUGAGCAAAGCCUAUGUAUGUUAUGUCUUUCUGUAGCUUUUGCCCACUACUGGCUGUCAUCACACCAGCUUACAGUAGCCACAUUUUUGGUGCAGUUAGAGGAGAAUAAUGUUCCCUUUAGACUUUUGUAUUUUGGCAUGAUGUUCCAGGUAUUGUGGACCAUGAGACAAAAAUUAGUCUUUAUAUCUUAUUUUUAAAGAAGCAAUGUUGAUUUACUUUUCCCUAGUUGAAUGUGGUGAUUAGGUUUAAAGCUGUAUACUGUGUUUAUUGGUAGCAGUGACACCAAAGAUAGAGGCGAUGCCUAGAAAGUUUUCAAUUGGAAACAAAAAUGAACUAACACUACAUUUUCAGAGUCUCUUGUAAUUUUUAAGAUAUAAACAAAAUUUGAUUCACUUGUCUUACCCAACUAGUUUUUAAAAUGUCUUUGACACAUUGUAUCUUUUAAUUCUCAUUAAAAUUGCUAUAAGUAGGUGUUUCAAAGUAAUUUAUAUUCCUCAUUUUGUUGAAUAGUUUACAUAUUUAUUGUUAAGUUUCAAACUGGAGUUUUUAAGUUUUUCCUCUCUGUCUCAUUUGUAGUUCUAUUGGAAUUAUUUUUGCUUCUUAUUCAGGAGUAAUUUUAAUGAAUCAUUUUAGUCCAUACAAAAAGGUAUUCCACUGACAUUUUAGUUAUAAAUAUUUAUAAUUUCCCUGGUUGUACUAUGCCAGUAUUUAAAUAACCUAAAAUUUGAGUACCAUAUUUAACUAUAGAUCUAAAUUUUCCUCCUGUGAAUGCAAAUUAGAUCUGCAUUUCCAAGACUUGUCUGUUUCCUUUUCAACAAAUGACUUCAGCUUUGGCAGAUAAUUUUAAGGGUGAUUAAUUCACGGGGACAUAUUUAAAGCUUUUUUCACUUGAGUUUAAAGUAUGUCACCAUCAAAUAGUAAAGUUAAAAUUUUAAUUCAUGUGUCACAUUUUAAAUAUUUUUUUAAUAAAACCUUGUUAGCAGUUAGAUUAUAAUCUUUUGUUCCAAUUUAAAUAUUAUGGUUUAAAUGAUACACUUUCCUCUGAGUCAUAUUGUAUUUUCUUUUCAUUUUAAUAAGUUCUUGUUUACAACUUUAUUCCCAUUUUAAUUUUUGAUAUCUUCAUAUUAAAAUAUCAACAAAAUAUUUUUUAGUAUUCUUCUUACCCUUUAAGCCUAUCAGUGGUGAAAUUAAAAAAAAGUUACCAAUUUUA
Molecule: messenger RNA, 3812 nt
Organism: Peromyscus leucopus (white-footed mouse)
Lineage: Eukaryota; Metazoa; Chordata; Mammalia; Rodentia; Cricetidae
Gene: Stam
Product: signal transducing adaptor molecule
Exons: 14
Coding region: 417-2021 (534 amino acids)
Biological process (GO): protein transport to vacuole involved in ubiquitin-dependent protein catabolic process via the multivesicular body sorting pathway
Cellular component (GO): ESCRT-0 complex
Molecular function (GO): phosphatidylinositol binding; ubiquitin binding
Source: RefSeq, a predicted model, not a curated record